This is a messenger RNA of Contarinia nasturtii (swede midge), 1794 nucleotides long. Its product is annotated as armadillo repeat-containing protein 6 homolog. Bases 185 to 1585 code for a protein of 466 amino acids. NCBI's taxonomy places the organism in Eukaryota, Metazoa, Arthropoda, Insecta, Diptera, Cecidomyiidae. Gene Ontology annotation, molecular function: protein binding. The transcript has 8 exons. Gene Ontology annotation, biological process: hematopoietic progenitor cell differentiation. The record is from RefSeq and is a predicted model, not a curated record.
GUAUUACAUUAGCUCAGUGCUUUCCAGACUUUCUUUUUGUUGUUUUCAACGAAACUCUCAUCAAAUGGUAGAGAGUUAUUGUUUUUUGUCGAAUUUCCAUUGCAAUUGAGUAAAAAAUUUGUUCAAAUUGAAUACAAUUUUCUAAAAAUAAUCCGAAUUCAGUGUUUGUAUUGUGAAAAAAAAAAUGGCCAAAAUAAUAUCUCAGGAAACAUUUGAUGAGGUUGUCAAAGAGAAUGUUGUUGAAUUCUCGAUGAAUGUUCAAGAAGCUAAAGAUGAAACCGUCAAGCAAUUUGAGGCACAAGGCAUUAAUUUGGCCAACAUCAUCAAAAACUUAACAAUCAAUGAAGAAACCGGAAAUCCAGUGCUGAAUGAGACCAUUGAACAACUAAAAACAAUCUCAGCCGGCGGUGAUGUUUGUUCAAGCAAUUUGCCAAAAUUGUUGGACACUUUGGCUUUUGAGUGUAAAGUCAGCGUUCCGCAUCGUGUGAUGGCUGCCAAAUUGGGUGCCAACGAAACUGUUUCACAUAUUAUUCAUCUGGCGUUGGAAAAGCGAGAAGUAAUUGAUUCUACGGUGAUGCAAAGUGCACUUACUGCCUGGAACGAAAUUAUCAAUAAACAACCAGACAUUUUCAAUGAUAAAUCGCUUUUUUUGAUCAUUGACAUUUUCAGCAAAAAUCUUGGCGAUGCAUUUACACUAUUAUGUUUGCAACAUUUAAAAAAUGCAACACUUUUGCACGAGAUUAAUCGACAAAACAUUAUGAACGUUGGAAUAUUGACGUGCUUAAAACCUCUAUUAAAAACCGAAAACCCCGAAGUAUUGAAAGAGACAUGUUCACUCUUACGAUAUUUAAUUCUCGAUGAUGAUGUACGGAUUGAGUUUAGUAAAGCUCAUGAACACGCCAAAACUAUUGCAGCCGAGGUUCUGGUUGAACUUACCAAACUAUUGCCUAUUAAAAUGAAAGAUACAAAUGUGCUGAGUGAAUUGUUGCUAACAAUUGCAGCACUGACUGUGCGUCAUGAAUUUUGUGUUCAGGUUGAGGAAGCGGGUGGAGUAAAAUUCAUCAGGGAUUGCAUGAAAGAGCAUUCUAAUUCGAUUCGAGUUUCAAAAGAGACACUAAAAGUAUUGCGAGCAUUAGUUGGAAAUGAUGCAGUUAAAAAUAACAUUCUGAAAGAUGGUUUGGCAAAAAUUAUCGAUGAGAUCAUCAAUAUUCACAAGGCCAACGAAUUAUUUGCACGCGCAGCUUUACAUUGUCUAUCCACAGUGACAUUGCGUUCCAAAGAAAAUAGCCAACUUCUAUUCGAAGCCGGAGCAGCAGAAACCAUUGUUGAAACAAUGAGACUGCAUCCAACAAGUAAACUUGUUCAGCGAAAUGGUGCGUGGGCAAUUAGAAAUAUGGUGUCACGGUCAAGAGAGCAAUGCCCAACAUUUCUAUCGCAUGGAGUUGAAGACAUUUUAAAACAAGCAAUGGACACCUAUCCAGAUGUUCAAUAUGACCUUAAGGCAGCACUACGUGAUUUGGGCUGUGAUGUUAAAUUGAAUGAGGAAUGGACUGGCAUCAAAAAUAAAAUCCACAUCGAAAACUAAACCCAAUGAACUAACAGUGUGCUUAGCAUAUACAUUUUUUAUACUCACAUCGUUUAUUUCAUAUCGCUACAGACUUUAAGUUAAGAUUCUUAACACCAUACAAAUUGUUGCCACCAUAAAAUUAAAUUCACAAAAUGUGCGCUUUAUUAAAACAUUUAUUUUCACAUUCGUUCGUACAUUUUCAUAAAAGUUCUUUUCGGUACAUUUAA